Metschnikowia bicuspidata var. bicuspidata NRRL YB-4993 is the source of this 486-nucleotide messenger RNA. RefSeq lists its product as uncharacterized. The transcript has a single exon. The record is from RefSeq and is a predicted model, not a curated record. Gene Ontology annotation, molecular function: zinc ion binding. Bases 1 to 486 code for a protein of 161 amino acids. NCBI's taxonomy places the organism in Eukaryota, Fungi, Ascomycota, Pichiomycetes, Serinales, Metschnikowiaceae.
AUGGUCAAGUUCUACCUCAAAGCCCAGGCUGAGCUAUCAAAUGUUACAAAUUUAAAGCCUGUUGACACUCCGGACAGUCCCUUUGAAUACACUUUCCGAAUCGAAUGCACCAAAUGUAGAGAGAUUCACGGAAAGCCAGUAACUAUCAAUCGUUUUGAGCAACACGACAUCAGUGGCUCCAAGGGCGAAGCAAGCUUUGUUUUUAGAUGCAAGUCUUGUAGAAACGAGCAUUCUGCACAAAUCUCCAGAACUGUCGAAUCACUCUCACCUGAAAAUGCUGGAAAAUGGGUCAAUUUGUUGGAGAUUGACGCUCGUGGAGCUGAUUUCAUCGAUUUCAUACCCGAAGGAAGAUGGGUUUGCGAGGCUCUAAAUUCCACAUCUAUCUUCGACGAAGUGGAUCUCGAAGACGGCGAAUGGUAUGAUUACGAUGAUAAUAAGGGACAAGAGGUGAGCGUCACAGACUUCAAGUGGGAGAUUUCGAGGUGA